AUGUCCAGUAAAAACUCAAAAUUUUCCUGGAAACAAUGUAUCGAAGAUGAAAGAUGUAAAGUAUUUCCAUGCAUAAAAGGACUCAAAAAUUAUGGAAAUACUGAUUACUUUAAUGCUUUAAUGCAGUGCCUUGCUGGCUGUGACCGCUUUGCUGAAUUUCUUCUUUGUUAUGAUUUUGUGGAAUAUGAAGAGAAUAUUAUUUUCAACUCAUUUGUUAAUACAAUUCGUUGUAUGUGGCUUAAUGAUCCUUCUGUUGACACUUAUUUCCAUAAAACUAUUAGUUCUCUUGCAAAUGAAAAUUCACCAUUUUGUCUCAGCUCGCAAAAAGAUCCUCAUGAAUGUAUGAUUUGGUUAUUAAACAAACUUAAUCGAGAGUUUUUGAAUUCUUUGGAGAGAUUUUUUAUGUUGGAGAAUAAUUACUUAAGCAUUGGGAAUAAGUAUUUAUAUUCAAUGUACGAGAGCAGCAAAAAAGAUAAAAAAUCUAAUAUUUUAAAAUUAUUUCAGUAA
Messenger RNA from Meloidogyne enterolobii, 507 nucleotides. Lineage: Eukaryota; Metazoa; Nematoda; Chromadorea; Rhabditida; Meloidogynidae. The record is from the annotation of a GenBank genome assembly.